Gorilla gorilla gorilla (western lowland gorilla) is the source of this 2237-nucleotide messenger RNA. Its product is annotated as protein FRG2-like-1. The transcript has 4 exons. Lineage: Eukaryota; Metazoa; Chordata; Mammalia; Primates; Hominidae. The record is from RefSeq and is a predicted model, not a curated record. Bases 190 to 1029 code for a protein of 279 amino acids.
GUCCCCAGUAGAACUACAGCAAGAAACUUCUGAUUGAGGCUCUAAGAAGCAGCAGGAAUGAGAAAACUCUUCAGCCAAUAAGAGUAAGCCACGCCCAGCCGAGGGACGUAUAAAAGGCAGGUCUCACAGACUAACCCACACUCUGCCUUUGGACGUGAGAGAGAGCGCACCUUUCACUUGAGCUUCAACAUGGGAAAGGGAAAUGAAGACCCCGAUCUCCACUGCUCCUCCAUCCAGUGCUCCACUGACCAGCCCCCUUUCCAACAGAUCUCCUUUUCAGAAAAGGGCUCAGAUGAGAAGAAACCAUUCAAAGAAAAAGGCAAGACCGCCUUCUCCCAUUCCAGUGAGAAGCACAUACAAAGGCAAGCAGGAUCGGAGCCCAAUCCAAACAAGGAGAAUUCUAAGGAAACCAAGCUCAAGGCCGGGAACAGCACUGCUGGAUCAGAACCAGAGUCCAGCUCAUAUCGGGAAAACUGCAGGAAAAGAAAAAUCAGUUCCAAGGACAGCUGCCAAGACACAGCAGGGAACUGUCCAGAAAAGGAGUGCAGCUUGUCGUUGAAUAAAAAAUCAAGAUCCUCCACUGCUGUGCACAACAGUGAAAUCCAGGAGACCUGUGAUGCCCACCAUAGGGGACGUUCCAGAGCUUGCACUGGGCGCAGCAAGCAACAUAGGUCUCGGGCCCUGGGAGUCCAAACACCGUCAAUUCGAAAAAGCUUGGUGACCUCUGUGCGAGCUAUGUCAGAGGCUGUUUAUCAAGACCUAACCCAGGUGUGGGCACAGCAGAUCCAUUCUCCACUGACCUGUGAGCAGCUGACACUGCUCACUCGGCUCCGGGGGCCUCUGUGUGCCCAGGUGCAGACCUUGUAUUCCAUGGCCACCCAGGCAGCUUAUGUCUUCCCUGCUGAGAGCUGGCUUGUCCCAGCCACAUUGCCUGGUCCUAGGGAUUCAGCCCUGGAUAGAGAAGCCCAUCCUUUCCCUGGGCAGGAGAUAACUGAGACUGUCAGUGGAUCAGAUGAGGCUAAGCUGUGAGCACCCCGACCCUAUUCAGCAGAGAUGCAGCUCUGGGAAUGAGAACAAGGAUCUGCGUCUUCUCAGAUUCUUCCAGAUGACCAGCAGUGACAAUUUUAGACACACUGUGUUAAUAAAUGACAGAACCUGAAGAAGUCAUAGGAAAGAAACUUGAGUGGUAUACUCAGAAUGGCGAGCCCUGAAUUUUGCAGACCACUAAGACUAUAGUCAAAUUUUAUAUUUCGUGUUAGACAUUUGAUGCCUUUUGGAUGUCUGAUGACAGUCGUGCGUUUCUAUAUAAUCAGAAAAGCAUUAGAAUGUAAUCGUGAAUUUGCAUAUUUUAGAUUGUAGAAAAGUAAAUAUAAAAUUAUGUGCUCCUUUUUUGUUUUUGUUUUUUGAGGUAGUCUUGCUAUGUUACCCAGGCUGGAGUGCAGUGGCACAAUCUUAGCUCACUGCAAUCUCUGCUUCCUGGGUUCAAACAAUUCUCAUGCCUCAGCCUCCCAAGUAGCUGGGACUACAGGCAUGUACUGCUAUGCCUGGCUAAUUUUUUUUUUCUUGUAUUGUUAGUAGAGACAGAGUUUUGUCACUUUGGCCAGGUUGGCCUCAAACUCAGGUGAUCCGCCAGCCUCGGCCUCCCAACGUGCUGGGAUUACAGGCAUGAACCGCCUUACCAAGAAAUUGCUUCUCUUUUAAUCCAGAAAAGGUUGUAGGUCUCACUCUUCCAGCCUGAACCCAUGGAGUACUAAUAUCCACAAACCAUUAAUAGCACUCCCUGUGGGAAAAUGUCUAUAUAUUUUUAGUUUGAUAUAAUUAUAGUAAAAUUACUAUGCAAGCUGUUUACUUUUAAUAUUUCUACAUAAAAUUUAAGUCAAGAUAUAUUAAAUGGUAAAUGAUUGUACUUAUUUAUUGACCUGCCUCAUGUUUCAUUUCAUUUUAAACAUCCUAAAUUUAUAUUUUAUUAUAUUUCAUACAUUUCAAUUGAUUGUACUAUAUUGCAGGAUAUGGAGAUUUCAUCACGUACUACAAUACAGUGUAUUUUGUUAUAUUUGACAUAUAUUCUACUUGUAUUUUGUACUGAGAUCAUACACUAUUUCAUUAUCUAAGUGUAUUAAUUACUUGUUUGGUUGCUUUAUAAUUUUCAUUUUAUGUAAUGAAAUAAACAAUGUUGUUUGGAAUUUUAAAUUUCUUUCAUAUGGAAUUUGAAUUUAAUAAAGAUGUGAAAAAGAGAA